Messenger RNA from Cercospora beticola, 2448 nucleotides. RefSeq lists its product as uncharacterized. The record is from RefSeq and is a predicted model, not a curated record. NCBI's taxonomy places the organism in Eukaryota, Fungi, Ascomycota, Dothideomycetes, Mycosphaerellales, Mycosphaerellaceae. Gene Ontology annotation, molecular function: zinc ion binding.
GAAGUCGAUGCAUCUGCUAAACCGGCACUGCUGACUCCAUCCGACAUAUUCGGGAAGCACGCCAUCACCGGCCUCGUCCACCACUUCUCCCCAUCACUCUCCCUCGUUCAGUCUGUCUACCACGGUUGGCUCUCGACGCGCGCGUCGCCAGUCUGCUGUUGUGCACAGAACGCAGCAAGGAGUGAUUUGCGCUGACGACAAUCAUUCGGAUCGCCCCUACCCACGCUAGCGGCGGCUGCUAGACCUCCCUCCAUCCUCUGGGUUUCAGACAUGUCACGACCUCUCUUCUUCAGAUCCGCCCGCCGUGCUCCUCCGCAGACCACCUCCACACAAUCGCAUAGCAGAGCCGUGUCCCACGGUGGUGCAAACUUGGACUCCGGAGCCGCGGAUGUGGGGGCGACCAUGCAACGAAGCGCUUCGACCAGCACAGGCGCCAUGUCCUCCUCCAUGGCGAGGCUGGAGCGGCGGAGGAAUAUGGAAGAACGCAAUUUUCUGAAAUCAAAGGCGCGCUCGCAAAACCUCAACCCGCCUGUGGAUCUGCGCCUCCUGGACUAUGUUGCCACUCCGGACGACAAUCUCACGUGCCCCAUCUGUCGAUGUCCCUUCGUAGACCCGGUCGUGCUGGCCGAGUGCGAUCACUACUUCUGUCGAGACUGCAUACGACAGACAUGGUCGCUGGUGGCCACGUACAAUCCGCUCGCUGCCAAAGGCGAUUGCCCGACGUGCCGGACGCCAGCCAAGCUCGGACCGCGGUCGGCAACGAGCAAGAUCUUGAUCAAUAUUGUCGAUGAUCUGCUCGUCAAAUGCCCGAAGACUGACGAAGGCUGCCCUGUGGAAGUCAAGCGUGGAGAAGUGCAGGACCACAUCUCCAUAUAUUGUGGCUACGCCAUGAUCGAAUGCCCCAAGGACGGAUGUGAGUUGCCGGUCCGGCGCAAAGACUCCAAGCAAGGCUGUCUGCACUUUCCCGUCAGCUGCGUGGCAUGCCGUGAGGAGAUGCAGCAGUGCACCUUGGAAUCUCACUGGAAGACACAAUGUCCUGAUCGCAGAAUAUCUUGCGAUUUGUGCAAAGAAGAAGUCUAUUACCGCAACUUGUCUGAGCACAAAACGACCCAAUGCUCUGCCAAUGUUAUUCCUUGUCCCGGGAAAGCGCUUGGCUGUACAAGUCGAAACAUGAAAUCGCAAGCGGAUGUGCACUCUAGGAAUUGCACUUUUGCGAAAAUGGCUCCGCUCUUCACCAUGAUGGUUCAGCGGUUCGACGAGCAGGAGGCCGCCCAAAAAGAAAUGAGUCGAAAGUUGGAAGUGCUGCAAAAUGGAUUUGAAUCGAUGCAAAACAUCAUGUACACGAGUUCGCCCAACCCGGACCGCACGAGUGCCGACUCAAGCUCAAUACCACUUCUGCGACCGCAGGGACGGAGCAGUCCUGACACGAUCAAUGGCCUAGUCUCCCCGUUGCGAGCCAACGACUUUGAAAUUGAUUUCGACACAGCAGCCAGAUCACCACGCACUGGUCGCCGGCCAUCUCGAGAAACCUCACCGCGUCAGCUGCCUGAAGUACCAGGGCCUCGUCCCAUGGAUAUACCUGAGCCUUUCACCUCAGACUUCGACCUCGCAUCGCCCUUUCCACCUCCUGCCACCAAUGGCCCCUACGCUUCUCCCCUUCACCAUCUUCUGUCCAUGCACGAGAGCCUCCGAGACGAGAUGUCCCGCAUAAGCACCGCUCUUUCCGAAGUGGAUGGCCGACAUCAAAUGCAAACUCUCAAUGAGAACCUACGCACACGCGAGGAAAUCUCCUAUCUCACAGCACAAGUCGCAGGUCUCAGUCGACAAGUCCAUUGGCUGACAUCUGCUCAACUCCAGCGGCAGACUCGGAGCGCCACGCCAGGAUCUUCGGGUGAAGCAGGCCCUAGUGUCGGCGCGGCCAUUUCUUCUGCUGUACAAGGUGCUGCGAGGAUGGUGAGUGGCGGUGCUGCUGCUGCGCCCAGAGAGCCUGGCAUGCCUCCCAUGCCUGUACGGAGAGGUACCAACGAGGAAGGCAGGACGAAGCUUUAAACCCUACCUCGACCGUUGGAAUCUGGAACGAAGCAAAAUUGAGAAAGCCAAUCUCCCAAAACCACGCGACGAAACUCGCACGCGCCAGCCGAAGCUUUUCUUUUGUGUUCUUCGAUCGUCAUGAUCUUUCUUAGCGAAGGCGUUGUCGUGUUGGGCGGCUGUUUUUUUCUCAGAAUGUUGACGUUUUUUCUACGUCCUGUUUUUGCGAUAUCCCCAUAGCUAUUCACGAACGGAACGAACAUGGGCACGGAGGGCACAGUGGCGGGAUUACGAAGGAGGGAGGCGCGGAACCUGUUGCAACGUACUCUGUGGCAAACGGGAAAGAUAGGCCCCAAUGUGUAGGAGAGAGUGAGGAAUGAGUAAUCGAUGCCAUCUGUUGCAGGCGUAAUCUCCACAUCC